Thalassophryne amazonica is the source of this 3126-nucleotide messenger RNA. RefSeq names its product solute carrier family 8 member 1a (gene slc8a1a). Gene Ontology annotation, biological process: calcium ion import across plasma membrane; cell communication; sodium ion transmembrane transport. Lineage: Eukaryota; Metazoa; Chordata; Actinopteri; Batrachoidiformes; Batrachoididae. Gene Ontology annotation, cellular component: axon; sarcolemma; postsynapse. Gene Ontology annotation, molecular function: calcium:sodium antiporter activity. The record is from RefSeq and is a predicted model, not a curated record.
UUUUUUUUUAUAUUUCUUGUUAUUUUUCCAGAUCGCCUGUUUGACAGGUCAGCGGAGCUGAACUGUCACCAUGGACGGAGCCACGCCCUCAUUUGUGUUCUCCACCUAUCAGCUUCUUUUCCUUACAACCAUCAUCUCAUCUGAAAUCCUUCAUUCAGCAGCAGGGGGCUCCACUGCCCCCAAGUCCAACGCCACACUCACCAACCGCACAAAAUGUGGCGGCAGCACCAACUGCAUUGUGGGUGUCAUCCUGCCGCUGUGGGAGCCGGAGAACCCGGCCUUCACCGACCGCCUGGCCAGAGCCACCAUUUACUUUGUGGGUUUGGCCUACAUGUUCCUGGGCGUGUCCAUCAUUGCUGACCGAUUUAUGGCUUCCAUCGAAGUCAUCACCUCCCAGGAGAAACAGAUCACCAUCAAGAAACCAAAUGGAGACAAGAUCACCACCACAGUACGCAUCUGGAAUGAGACUGUGUCCAACCUGACCCUGAUGGCCCUGGGUUCUUCCGCCCCAGAAAUCCUGCUGUCAGUCGUGGAGGUUUGUGGUCAUGACUUUAAUGCCGGUGAACUUGGGCCGAACACAAUUGUAGGAAGUGCUGCUUUCAACAUGUUUGUGAUCAUCGGCCUCUGUGUCUCUGUCAUUCCUGAAGGAGAGACCAGGAAGGUGAAGCACCUCCGGGUGUUUUUUGUCACGGCCACCUGGAGCGUGUUCGCGUACACCUCUUACCUGAUCUUGGCUGUCUUUUCUCCAGGGAUUGUGGAGAUAUGGGAGGGGCUUCUUACCCUCUUCUUCUUCCCUCUCUGUGUGGGGUUUGCUUACGUGGCCGACCGCAGACUUCUUUUCUACAAAUAUGUCUACAAACGGUACAGAGCAGGGAAGCAGAAGGGAAUGAUCAUUGAAACCGAGGGGGAGCCGGAUCUUCCCUCAAAGGUCCACGUUGAAAUGGGUGAUAAAAUCUUCAACGCUCUCGAAGAAGACUUCACAGAUGGGGAGGCGGAUUUUUAUGUGAAGGAACUGGAUGAGGAGGAGGCCAGGAAAGAGAUGGCCCUGAUCUUGAAGGAGCUGAAGCAAAAAAACCCAGAGAAGGACACAGAGCAUUUGAUCGAGAUAGCGAAUUAUCAGGUUUUAGCGCACCAACAAAAGAGUCGUGCAUUCUACCGCUGUCAGGCGACACGGAUCAUGACAGGCGCAGGUAACAUCCUGAAGAAGCACGCCGCGGACCAGGCCAAGAGAGCCUUUCAGUUUGACCUCUGCCUGGAGGUCUCAGAGAGUGACUUUUCCUCCAAGGUUUUCUUCGAUCCUGGUACCUACCAGUGCCUGGAGAACUGUGGCAGCGUGGCUUUGAAUGUGGUGCGUCGUGGGGGAGACCUAAUGAGGACCAUUUCAGUGGACUACCAGACUGAAGACGGCACUGCAAACGCCGGCUCAGAUUACCAGUUUAGCCAGGGUAUGCUGGUGUUCAAACCAGGGGAGGCAGAAAAGGAGAUCCGCAUCCCCAUUAUUGAUGACGACAUCUUUGAGGAGGAUGAGCAUUUCCUGGUUCAUCUUAGCAAUGUGAAGGUCAUAUGUGAGGACACUGAUUUGGAUGACCACAGGGAGAACCGUGUGGACACUCUUGCCGGCUUAGGCCUCCCAUGCACAGCUACGGUGACGAUCUUCGAUGACGACCACGCGGGGAUCUUUACUUUUGAGGAGCCGGUGGUGACUGUGAGUGAGAGCAUCGGGAUGAUGGAGGUCAAGGUGAUCCGGACUGCUGGAGCCCGUGGCGUUGUGGUGGUGCCGUACAAAACCCUGGAGGGCACGGCUAAAGGAGGUGGAGAGGACUUUGAGGACACACAUGGAGUCCUGGAGUUUGAGAACGAUGAGAUCUCCAAAAUGAUACAGAUCAAUAUAAUCGAUGAUGAAGCGUAUGAAAAAAACAAGAACCUCUUCUUAGAGAUCGGAGAGCCUCGGCUCCUGGAGAUGAGUGAGCGAAAAGCUGUGUUGCUUCAGGAGCUCGGUGGAUUUGUCAAAACAGACAAACAGCUGUAUGGUAAGGACAUCUACAGGAAAGUCCAGGGCAGAGAAAACCAUGUCGCCUCCUCCAUCAUAAACAUCACAGAAGAAGGGGGUGAAACUCUUUUAACAACAAAGGAGGAGGAGGAGCGGCGGAUCGCUGAGAUGGGAAAGCCGAUGCUGGGCGAGCACAUCAAACUGGAGGUCGUCAUCGAGGAGUCGUAUGAGUUCAAGAAUGCAGUGGACAAACUCAUUAAGACGACCAACCUGGCAUUGCUAAUUGGGACAAACAGCUGGCGAGAACAGUUUGUUGAAGCUAUGACAGUCAGCUCAGGAGGGGAUGAUGAGGACGAGUACGGCGAGGAGAAGGUGCCAUCCUGUUUUGACUACGUCAUGCACUUCCUCACCAUCUUCUGGAAGCUUCUGUUUGCGUUUGUUCCCCCCACGGACUACUGGAACGGCUGGGCCUGCUUUGUCGUGUCCAUCUUAGUCAUCGGCAUCCUGACGGCGGUGAUCGGAGACCUGGCCUCACAUUUCGGCUGCACCGUUGGGCUUAAAGACUCUGUCACGGCCGUGGUGUUCGUGGCCUUGGGCACAUCAGUACCAGACACCUUCGCCAGUAAGGUGGCAGCGAUCCAGGACCAGUACGCUGACGCAUCUAUUGGCAAUGUGACAGGAAGUAACGCCGUCAACGUAUUCCUGGGAAUCGGUGUCGCCUGGUCCAUCGCUGCCAUCUACCACUAUUCCAACGACCAAGAGUUCAAGGUGGACCCGGGCACGCUCGCCUUCUCCGUCACGCUCUUCACUAUAUUUGCCUUCAUUUGCAUAGCAGUCCUUAUUUACAGACGCCGUCCUGAGAUUGGUGGGGAACUCGGUGGACCCAAAAUCCCCAAGAUCCUGACCACCUGCCUGUUUUUCAGCCUUUGGUUAAUGUACAUUGUCUUCUCCUCGUUGGAGGCCUACUGCCACAUCAAGGGCUUCUAAAGGCCUGGAAUGGUCCUGACAAGUUCCUGUGGAUUCCAGAAGGGUUCUGAUUGAACUCUCAAGGUUCUGGCAGGUUCAUAGACUUCUGUUUGUUAUCUGCAAGUUUGGAUGAACAUGGAAAUGUUGUACCAGUUCCUUGUGGAGUCUGG